Paramecium tetraurelia is the source of this 4965-nucleotide messenger RNA. RefSeq lists its product as uncharacterized. The record is from RefSeq and is a predicted model, not a curated record. The transcript has 9 exons. Gene Ontology annotation, biological process: microtubule-based movement. Gene Ontology annotation, molecular function: microtubule motor activity; microtubule binding; ATP binding. NCBI's taxonomy places the organism in Eukaryota, Ciliophora, Oligohymenophorea, Peniculida, Parameciidae.
AUGAAUUAUCAAAGACCUUUACUAGAAGAUGGAAGAUCAUGUAUUAAGUUGGAUUCCAAUUUAAAAAAUACUAUUAUUAUUGAGGGCAAUCAAUAAUAACAGCAAGACUAGAAAUAUUUCUAUUUUGAUUACGUAGCUUAACAAGACUCAACCUAAGAAGACAUAUUUAAUAUAGUGGGAAAAUAAUAAGCAAUCAAUUGUCUAGAUGGUUAUAAUGGAUGUGUGUUUGUCUAUGGAUAAACUGGAAGUGGUAAAACAUACACAAUGAUGGGUACAUAGAAGCAGCCAGGCUUAUUACCAAGAGUGAUUGAUUUUCUUUUUAAUUGCAUUUAGGAGGACUCCUCAGAAUAUGUAGAAUAUUUAGUCAAAUGCAGUUAUUUGGAAAUCUAUAAUGAACAUAUAAUAGAUCUUUUAAAUCCCUAGUUAGGAAACUUAUAAUUGAGAGAAGAUCUCAAAAAGGGUGUGUAUGUAGAAUAGUUAAGCGAAGAAGUUUGUACAAAUGUGACUGAAUCAUUGGAAGUACUCCAGAGAGGGAGUCUUAAUAGACACAUAUCAUCCACUUAGAUGAACAUAGAAUCAUCAAGAUCACACAGUGUGUUUACUAUAUAACUUGAAUCAAGAAGAUAGUCAUCUCAGACCUAGGUCAUCAAUCAUAGAUUUUCGAGAUUUCAUUUUGUAGAUCUGGCUGGUAGUGAAAGGUAGAAGCAAUCUUAAGUUUAAGGAGAGAGGUUGAGAGAAGGUUGCAAUAUAAAUAAAAGUUUACACAUCUUGGGCAAUGUAAUCAAUUCUCUUGUUGAAGACAAUCAAUCCUAUGUACAUUAUAGAGACUCUAAAUUGACAUUUCUACUCAAGGAUUCUUUGGGAGGCAAUUCAAGAACUCAUCUAAUUGCCAAUAUUUAAUAAUCUCAACAAUUCUAUCAAGAAACCUUGUCGACUCUUCUGUUUUCUAAAAGAGUUAAAUAAGUUAAAAACAAAGCAAGGAUCAACGAAGAUGAAAGUGGUAAUUUAGAGAGUCUGAAAAAUGAAAUCAAAAGACUCAAAUAAGAACUUGCCAAAAGUGUUACUCAAUAACAGAAAUGGGAAUCACCAAAGAAAUUUGAAUAGAAAUAAUAAUAAUCCCAAAUUAAUGAACAAUUUUUACAAUCUUUAGAAUUGGAAAGCCUGAUGAUUAAUGAUUAAAAGUACAUUAAGCUUGAAGAAAUCUUGAAGUGCUAUUUAGAAUAAUCAACAGAAAGUGAAACUGCAUUAUUUUUAGAAAUUGAAAAAUAUUUGAAUGGAAUUAAAUAAUUAAAAGAAGGCUUCUAAUUAGGAUAAUAGUUAGAGCAAUAGUUAAAAUUUGUUAUUAAGUUGCAGAACGAAUAAAUAUAAAAAUUAAAACUAAAUCAAUCAGCAGAUGAAAUACAACAAUAAAUUUAAUAAUAAUUAGCAUAUGCCUUGCAAUGUCAAGGUUUAGUUAUGAAAACUUUUUACGAAAACCUAACUUUAAAAGAGCAGUAAGGAGCUACAUAAACAGUAUCCAAGGUUUAGGUAUAAGUAGAUACAAAUCUCAAUUUACUAAAAGAAAUAGUUGAAACUGUUUAAAACUCUUUGAAUGAAAGAAGACAAUUUCAAUAGCAAAUAGAUACUUAAUUUAAUUCAUAAUAUGUCACUUUAGAUAAAUUUAAAGAACUUGAAACAUAAUCAGAAUAUAAAGAGAAGUUGUUAUCAGAGUAAACAUAAAAAUUAGUAUAAAUGGAAGAUUAAAUCAAAGAGAUUGAAAAAACAAUUCUACAAAAAUUAGCUGAAAAUGGAAUUACAUUUAAUGAAAACGAUUAAAUCAUUGAUGUUAGAGAUAAAUAAAUUUUAGAUUUAAAAAGCAGAAUUAGUGACCUGAAUUAAGAACUCAAAAAUUCAAAUUAAGAAUUAGAAGAAAUAUUAAAUAACUCAGAGUAGGUUAUUUAAUAAUUGAAGGAGAUUGAAAUUAAUUAUGAACAAUCAUAAACAAAUAUUUAAUAGUUCUAAGAUGAAUUUAAGUAAUAGAUAUCUUAAUUUGAAGAAUAAAUAAUUCAAUUGAAGGAUUAAAAUCAAUUAUAAGCUAAUAAUUAUCAAUAGCUCAAUUAAUAAAAUUAAGAAUUCAAAUAAUAAAUUCUAAAUGAAAAAAACUAAAAUACGUAGCUUGUUUAAGAGUUAACAGAAAAUGAAGAAAAACUAAGAUAAAUUAAUUAAAUAAUUGUUGACAAUGAUAUUACAAUUUAAGAACUAAAAUAAUAACUAGCAUUUUAUGAAAGUAAUAUGACUUAAUUUAAAAAUGAUUUAAGUGAUUAAAAAACUAAACUUCAAUAAAAUGAGAAAGAAAUUUAAGAAUUAGAAUCUGAAAAUGAAAAUCUAAAAUAAAAAUGUUCUAAUUAUUAAAAUGAAUUAGGGGUAGUUUAAGACUAGUUAAGGUUAUCAGUGUGCAAAUUGGAGAGUUCAGAAUUGGAAUUAUUUACUUAACUAUAAUAAGUAUAAAAUGAUAACUAAUUGUUAUAAUAAGAGAAUACUCUCUUAUCGAAGACUAAGAAUGAAAUUUAAUAGGAAAAAGAUGGUUUGGUUCAAGAAUUAAGGUAAAAAAAUUAGGAGCUUUUAAAUACUUAAUUAUAGCUUUAAUAAACUUAAUAAAAUUAUUAGGAAGAAAUGAUUGUAUUUUAAUAAAAUUAAUAAAUUUAAAAUUCAGACUUAGAGAAGAAUUACUAAGAUUAAUUGAAACAAUAGAAAAAGGAUUUUGAAUUGUUCUUAUCGCAAUUGAGUGCAAAAAAUGAUUGUGAUUUAGGCAUUUUGAAUUAAGAAAUCCAUUAAUUGAAUUGCAUAAUUAAAGAAAAAGAUAAUUAAAUUUCUGAAUUGUAGUCUUCAUAGGAAUUCUAAAUAAAUUUGUUAAAUUAAAAAUUGCAAAAUGAAACGUAAAGGGCUUCGCAUUUGGAGAGCAUUAUAGAAACAUAGAAAUUAGAGUUUGAAGAUAUUCAAAAAGAGCAGAUGUCCAGUGUAGACUUAUUGUAAAAGCAAUUAGAAAGUAAGCAGGCUGUAAUUCAAGAAACAUCGGAUCAUUAUAACCAAGUUCAUGAACUCUACAUCUCUUUGUAAGCUAGGUUGGAACAAAAGGACUAAGUUAAUUCCGAAUUGAAAAGAGAUUUGUUAUAGCAUAAGUCCAAAAUAGAGAGCUAGUCAAAGGAAAUACAAUAGUUAUAAUAAAAAAUAGUCUCGAUAGAGAAUGAGAACUAAUAAAGCAGAAACACAAUGGAAAUUUAAUAGUAAGGUAAAUUGUAAGAUAUGACUUAAAAAUUAUAAAUUAAGAUAAGAACAAUCGAAUAAUUGACUAAUGAAAAAACAGCUUUAAAUGAUAAAAUAAAGGAGGUUGAAUGUGAAUCAAAUAAGUUUAAAUAAACGAUAAACCAAUUAGAACAAUAAUGUAAUGAAUGGUCAAUUAAAUUUAAUUCAUUAUAAUCUCAAAUUCAAUGUUUGACUAAUAACAUCAAUGAAAAAGAUUCAGAAUUAGAAUUCAUGCAAUAAGAAUUUAAUAAAUAAAAUCAGAUUCUUGAUAAAAGUUCUGAAAUUUGGAAGAAGGAAACAGAUUAAAUGGAAAUUGAUAACAACAUCUUAAAACUCUAAAUCAAUGAUAAGUAAAAGGAGAUCCACAAACUUGAAUAACGAUUAAAUGCUAGUCUAAAUGAUUUGCAAUAAAAAGAACAAUAGGUAGAUUAAUUAAAGUUAUAAUUAAAUCAUCUAAAUACAAACCUACAACAAUAAUUAGAAUUAACCUCUAAGGAUAAUUCCUAACUCAAAAAGGAAAUAUCAUAAUUAAAUCAACAUAUUGAUUCAUAACAUGAAGAAAUAGAUUAGAUGAGAGUUGAAUUGGAUUAAAAAUAAUCUCAAGUUGAUGAAAAUAAAUCAAUCGUUAAGAAAUUAACUAAGUAAUUAGAAUUAGAAAUUAAACAAUAUUCUCUGCAUUUAAAAAAGUAUGAAGAUUAACACAAAAAGGAAGUUUAAGAGUUAGUAGAUUAAUUGGAUAUUCACUAGAAGUAAUUAUAAUAGAAGGAUCAAUAAAUUGAAUAGUUAAAUAAAUAAGUAAAUGGAUUAUAAUGUGCAUUUGAAACAAAAGAGGAUGUAAAUCAGUAAACUCAAAAAGACAUUCAAUAGCUCAAAGAUAAAUUAAAGUCUGAUUAAAAUAAGUUUACAAAAAUAAUCUAAGGUCUUGAAAAUGCCAACAUUUAAUUGAAAAAUCAAUUAGAAGAAAGUAGUUAUUAGAUUUAGGAAAAUGUGCAUAAAUAUCAAUCAAUCCAAAAAUAAAAUGACUUAUAAAACAUCUAAGUCAGUGAAUAAUAAGAUAAAUACAAUCUCUUAAAGGAUCAAUUCACUAGAUUAGAAUCUUAAAUGAAAUAAGAGUCCUAAAUAAGAGAACAAUAUAGUCAUAUUGCUGAAAAAGUUUCAAAAGAAAACAAUGAGUUAAAACAGAAGAUCGAUAAAAAAUAAUAAAUUAUUGUACAAUUAGAGUAAGCUCUCUUGUAGAACGAAGAGACACUGAAAAAUGUUCAUGAUAGAGCAAAGGAGUUUUGUAAGUAAUAAGAGAAGGAAAUUAAUGAUAUCAAGGAUUAGUAUCUAAAAUUAGAGGCUGAACAUAAUGCUAUAUUAUCCUAAAAUUAAGAACGAGAAGAUGAAAAUGAAUAAAUGAAAGACCAAAAAGAUCAAGCACUGAUGCAAAUGCACGCUUUAGAAGAUGAGAAUGGUAAAUUAAAGAAGGAAUUACAAGAGUAACAUGAAAAAUUAACCAAAUCGAACAAUGAAAGAUCUAUGCUCUAUAAGUAAAUUGAAGAGAUGCAAAAAGAUAUUGCUUAACUUGGAGGGCAUAAUAAUCCUUCAUAAAAAAUACGAUACUUAAAUACUAUAAAACAAGAGAAAUUCUUGUUUGAAAUAAGAAAAACUAUACUUAUCAGAAUAAUUAUAGAAGGAAAUUGA